This is a messenger RNA of Culex quinquefasciatus (southern house mosquito), 1364 nucleotides long. RefSeq lists its product as uncharacterized. Bases 89 to 1204 code for a protein of 371 amino acids. The record is from RefSeq and is a predicted model, not a curated record. Lineage: Eukaryota; Metazoa; Arthropoda; Insecta; Diptera; Culicidae. The transcript is spliced from 4 exons.
CUUCCGCAGCAAUAUCAAUUUGGUUAAGUGAAGUGAGAUUAAAAAGUGAAAGUUUCAUUAGUUCUAGGAAAACAUCAAUUUGAAAAAAAUGACGAAUAGGGGAGAGCUGCUUCUGGUGUUACUGGUGGGCAUUGCCUCUGUGGUUGCAGAAGAAACCGCCACCAUCGAAGAACUGCAAAAAGAUGUCGCGGAAGCACGUGGUCGACGGAAGUUCUACAAAUUUCUGUUCAAAGCCUUGACUCCGAUGAUCUCAUCGCUGUCCACCGUGCUGCUGAUCAAGACCAAAAUCGUCCUGGUGGGUCUUUUUUUAGCUGGAAUUUACUUCUUUGGGGGAAAAAUCUGGCCCGGGGGCUUCUGUGGGCACUCGAUCGUAUCUGAUGUGCCGCCGCCGUAUCUGUCGGAUGGAAUCACCGGAUAUCACGCCUCGGGACCGGAGUUCAUCUCCAGCUAUCCGGGACCGGAACCGUGGUCCAGCGGAUCGUACUCGGGAGCAUACUCGGAUUCGUAUCCGGGCUCGUACUCUGGAUCGUACCCGGGACCUUCAUUCUCACCUGCUGGUGUUUCUGUUGCUUCUCCUCCCAGCAAUGCUUACCUUCCACCCACGGGAUCAAGUCCCGUGGUAGCUGGAACGAAACGACGCGGAAAACGGUCCGCGGAUGAUGAGGAAUUGCAGGAAAACGAAAUGUACUGGACAGACCAGCUGACCGAUAUGGGCUUCCGCUUUCUUGGCGUAACGUCCCGCAUCUGCCGGAAGCGAUUCGUGUGCGAGUUUGACUUCCAAGCGCGCCAGAAUCCGAUUCUGUUGUUUGCGACCAGAGCAAUGGGUCGCGACAUUUUCCACAACUAUCGGGACGCAGCCGAUGAGCGAGCCCGAAGCUACCAGGACUGUGGCCGAAUCUACGCCGAGUGCGGUGUCCCCAAGCGCGUGAACCGUCCCCAUCGACGACGUGGCCACCUCCCAGUCACAACCACCACAACGGAAGAACCUGCUGCCUCGCAGGAAGAAAACCAAGACCAACUGACCUCGGAGGAAAUGCACGACGAAGGAAUCAACGAAAUCGGCAACGGAAUCGACCUCGGCGAAGACGUCCAAACGGAGCGAAGCUUUCCCGCGGGGGCGUUCCACGAGAGUGACUGGCAACCGAUCGCGUCGGAACCGCUGCUGGGGAAGCUCAUUCUGAGGCGAACGGGAGCGGGUCAUUGAAUGAAUUGGGAAGGGGGAGAGACUGAGCAAGAGUUGAAUGAGUGGAGUUAUGAAUGAGCGUGUAAAUAAUUGGUUUGCGUGUGUUUUUUUUUUGUGUUAUUUAUUCGAGUCUGUGACAUUGUUGUAAAUUAUUGACGCUGAAACAAAGUUAAAUUAUUGA